Molecule: messenger RNA, 4377 nt
Organism: Hippocampus zosterae (dwarf seahorse)
Lineage: Eukaryota; Metazoa; Chordata; Actinopteri; Syngnathiformes; Syngnathidae
Product: stAR-related lipid transfer protein 13-like
Exons: 14
Coding region: 214-3501 (1095 amino acids)
Biological process (GO): signal transduction; regulation of Rho protein signal transduction; actin cytoskeleton organization
Molecular function (GO): protein binding; GTPase activator activity; lipid binding
Source: RefSeq, a predicted model, not a curated record
UCCUCUCCCGAUCAUGUGAUCAAAAGGAAUGGCAUUUGUGGGAAUCUCGCGAUUGCAGGUGUGAGACACCAGCAUUGCUCGAAGCAACGUGGUUGGUCGUCAGGAAGUAGAGGGCGGGUGCCUCUGUUCCAAGUGAGGGCAUGUCAGAGGAAUUCUUGAGGAGUGUUUGGACAGGAAUCAUCCAGAGAAGUCUGUUCUGUUUGUGAGUCCGCCAUGGAGGAAGACGAAGUGGAAACAGAGUGUGGGACCCUUUUAGAGACGCCCAAUAGCGGCGAGAGUGACAGCGACAGUGCCAAUGAAGGGACAUGCCUGGAGGCCAUGACGCCUGACGGCCAGGAUCACUACCUGAGGCUGGGCCAGACGCCCCGACGCCGCUCGGCCCUGCGCCUCUCGCGCAUCAUUGCCCGAAAGCAACUGCUUCGGAGGUUGCAGCAAGAGCUGGAGGCCAAGGAGGCGUGCGAUUGGCUGAGAGCUGCCGGCUUCCCUCAGUACGUGCAGCUGUACGAAGACUCUCAGUUUCCCAUUAAUAUUUCCGCGGUGAAAAGGGAUCAUGACUUCUUGGAUAGAGACCUGGUAGAGCCCUUGACCAGGCGCCUCAAUACACUGAACAAGUCUGCCUCAAUGAAACUGGACCUCACCCAACUAAGGAAGAAAGGGGAAGACUCGGAUGAAGAUGACCCGAUGGCCAUCAGCAAACGUUGGACAUUUGAGUGGAGCAGCCGCCGGUGGUCCCGCCUGGAAGACUUCCCGUCGGACGGUGGUCCUCAGGGCGGAGGCCAUGGCCCAUGCAGCGCGGCAAGCAGCGAGAGCGCUCUGAGUGAGCUGAGCGAGCAGGAGUUGGCCGAGAUCUCUUCGCUGCAAAGCGAGGACUCGGCGGAUGCCAUGUCGGUGGCAUCCCUAUCGGCCUUCUUCCAGCCGCCGCCCCCUGACCUCUCGCACUACAACUCCCUGCCCAUCAAGGGGGUCCGCCAAGGACAGGCAGGGCGCAGCAAAGCCAAGGAGUUCCUGCGGCGGAUGGAGGUGAUGCGCACCUGGGGGCCGUCCACCAUGCGCAAGAGCUCCAAACGCAGAGCGCCCAUGGUCAUUAGCGGACCCGUGCUGCAAGGGGAGGAACCCCUAGCCCUACAGGUCCUGCAGUGUACCCCUAUCGACCAGUUGGAGCAAAACCUGGCCAGGAACAAUGGCGAAACAUCGCCCGGCGAGGUCGGCAACUGCGGCAACGACUUUGACGACGACUGCGCCGACCUUUCCAGGAUGAACGUGAGUCCCAUUCGUGAUCCCACCCCCGCGCGAGCACGGACAGCCAGCAAACGAAGCAGCAAAUAUCUGGAGGACAUGGAGCUCCCCUUGCGGGGCAAGAGGCCCGAUGCACAGAGGAACCAGUUCCACUCGCAUGAAAACCUCCUCAUUCAUGUCCCCAAAGACCACAAGCCAGGUACUUUCCCCAAAGCGCUGUCCAUCGAGAGCCUGACGCCUGGGAGAAGCUCCGCCGACCUCACCGUCUCCCGACCAUCCAAAAGCAGGAACCCGGACGACAUCUGGUCUUGCCGUCCACUGUCUAAGCCCUCGUGCCCGAAAGCUCCGAGGGGCAGCCGGGUGAGCGUGUACGACAAUGUCCCCGGUUCCCACCUAUACGCCAGCACGGGAGACAUCCAGGACCUGGAGAAAGAGGACAACCUGUUCCCGCACUUGGAUGACAUUAUCCAGCAUGUCAGUGGCCUGCAGCAGAUCGUGGAUCAGUGGAGCCGCGGCGUACUCGCGGACAGUGAGGAUGGUCAAGAUGGCGAUGUCUCCCAGAAUGAUACAGACUCCAUCGGGACGAGUCGGGACAGAAGGGAUUCCGGCGUUGGGGCCUCCUUGACAAGACCGCGGGUGCGCUGGCCCAGUUUCAGGACAUCUCACCAUCUCAACCAGCCGUCUUCGUGGCUUCACAUCAGCUGCCAGUCGGCCGCGCAGCUCAGCCUGCUGCACAAGUUCUCCUUGCUCCGCCUCACUGCCAUCAUGGAGAAGUACUCCAUGUCCAACAAGCAUGGUUGGACCUGGUCUGUACCAAAAUUCAUGAAGCGUCUAAAGUCUCCCGACUCCAAGGAGAAGAGCGUGUUUGGGGUCCCGCUCAUCGUGCACGUACGACGUUGCGGCUUCCCGCUGCCCCUUUGCCUUCAGCAGGCUCUUGCCCACCUCACGCGCCAUUGUCUGGACCAGGUGGGCCUGUUCCGCAAAUCUGGUGCAAAGUCUCGCAUCCAAUCACUGCGUCAUCGGUGCGACGCCUCUCCCGAUAGUGUGGACUACGAGGAGCAGUCGGCUUAUGACGUGGCCGACAUGGUCAAGCAGUUCUUCCGGGACCUUCCGGAGCCCCUACUGAGCAACAAGCUGGGAGAAACCUUCUUGCACAUUUACCAGUACGUACCCAAGGAGCAGCGUUUGCAGGCAGUACGGGCAGCCAUCUUGUUGAUGGCGGACGAAAACCGCCAAGCGUUGCAGACGCUGCUCUAUUUCCUGCGCGGUGUUGCGGCACAGGUUGACGAAAACCAGAUGACGGCUGCCAACCUCGCCGUCUGCCUGGCGCCGUCCCUCUUCCACCUCAGCCUGACCAAGAGCGACACGCUCUCGCCAAGGUCCAUCCAGAGAAAGUAUGGCAGUGGCCGACCAGAUCAGAAGGACUUGAACGAGAACUUGGCUGCGACUCAAGGCUUGGCUCACAUGAUCACAGAGUGUCUGCACCUUUUUCAGAUCCCUGAGGAGAUGGUCAGCCAGUCCCGUAACUCUUACAUGGAAGCCGAGCUUACAGCGCCUCCUCUGGGUGAGCUGGGUAAGAUACGCCAGUGUGACAUGGAGGAAGACGGAGAAGAAGUGGACGAAGAAGACGAGGAGGUCGAUGAAGGAUCCUAUCAUGCUUAUGUGGAGAAGCUGAUCCACAACCUGCUGAAGGAGACCAAAGACAAAAGCAAAGCGUGGAUAUGUCGACCGACAGGAGAGCACGUGGAACUGGCCUCCAAAAAGGUGGGUGACGGCAACCCUCUUCGGCGCUGGCGCGUCAGCACGGAAGUGGAGGCCACGCCCGCUGAGGUUCUUCACCGGCUACUGCGAGAGCGCCCCCUCUGGCAGAUGGAGCUACAGCAGGAGAAGGUUGUGGAAACGCUGGACAAGCAAACAGACGUGUACCAGUACUGCUGUCACAACAUGGCGCCGCAGCCGCGCACAGACUUUGUCAUUCUCAGGUCCUGGCGUUCUGACCCAAUUAAAGGCUGGUGUGCACUGGUGUGCGUGUCGGUGGAUCGCGGCGACGGACCGCGGACGGCGGUGCGGGGCGUGGUCCUGGAGUCCCACUACCUGCUGGAGUCCUUUGGCAUGCCGACCAGAACCAGACUGACGCACGUCUCCAGAGUGGAUCUCAGGGGGCGCGCUCCAGAAUGGUACAACAAGGCGUACGGGCACCUCUGCGCCAACGAGGCGCAGAGGAUCCGGGCCUCGUUCCUCAGGGCGGUAGAACCAUCCCAAUAGAACCAGGCCAGUUGGACCUCCACGCUGAGCCUUGCGGUACAAGAACAUAUCCAUGUACUGUAGCGCUGCGAAAAGCGCACUUGUAUGCAGACUUUUUUUUAUUUGUGGGCUUCUCACAUUCACCUCUUUGGUGGUGAUGUCAUCACACAUUAUUGGAACAUUUUGGACUUGUUUUGACCUGAAAAGGUAAAGAAUAAGAAGAAGGUUCCAAAUUUCUUUGCUGUCAUGUCUGAGACAUGUGAUGGUUGCACUGCUUCUGGGAAGCAUGAUGAGUGUGUUUGUGUGAUUUAGAAUGUGUAAUGUGAGUGUGUGUGUGUGUGUGUGUGUGUGUGCGUGCAUGUUUGUGUGAGUGAGUGAGUGAGUGACUGAGUUUGCGACUGAGAAAGCGUGUGCGAGAGUACUUUUGUGUGUAGGAGCAAGAGAAUAUGUGUGCAUGAAAGCGAAUGUAUGUAUGUGAGGUAAGAGAGCAAUAAAGUGGAAAUUGAGAGUUUGUGUCUUGCGAGAGAGAAUGCCUGAGUGUUUGUGAGCAUGUGUGAGUGUCAGUGUUUAUGUGAGAGCGAGAGUGUGUCUUUGAAAGAGUGUGCUUGUGAGAAUUUGUGUGUCACAGUGACCGUCAGUGUGUGUUCGGAAAAGUGUUUAUGAGAGUGUGUGUGAGAAUAUGUGUGUGUUUGUGUGCGCGUUCAUAUGUUGUAAAUAAGAGCUUUUCAGGGUGCCGCUAUCAUAUUGAUAUGCUAACGAUAAGCAAUAAGAAACAAAUGCUUUAGUGUCUUUCAUGCUGCUGAGGAGCCUUCAUCGCCAUGGCAAUGCUAUGGUACAAUACAAGUUGCCACGAUGUACAACACAGAAUUGUUGUUUUGAAAUAAAAUGAAAAACAUA